GUGAUUUCGUGUGAAUACAGGAAGCAAAUAAGCUUUUAUUGCUUAAGACUUGAUUGUGGAAGUGAAGAUGCAGCAGAGAUGAGAGGAGGAGAUAAGAAGUGAAGAGGACCGAUACGAAGAGAAGGAGAGAGAAGAGAAGAGCAUGUUGCCGAGACGCAGGCGUCAAGUCCUCGUCCUCCAAACCAUCCUGCUCUGCUGCGCCGGAGCAGCUGGAGACACCUUCCUCUUCGCUCAGGAGGGAGCUGAAGUUACUCUGUCAUGUGACUCCAGAGCACCUGACCAGGCCUCCUGUGAGGGAACCACCUGGCUUGGUGAAAAAGAUCGCGGAACUGAAACAUUGGCUGAACAUAAGACAGUCAAAGUUGAUGUGGACCGACUGAGCCUGGCACCUGACUGCUCUCUGGUCAUCAAGAAGAUGGGGGCUGGAGAUGCUAGACAUUACACCUGUCGACAGUUUGAUGGACCAAGACCAUAUACAGACGCCGACACGUUCCUCUCCAUGGUCUCCUUGACUCGCUCCAUGACUCAAGGUGACAUGACCUUGACCUGUAAAGUGAUCCGUCCUGGUUUCUGCCCUGAGAAGGUUCAGUGGCUGUAUAAGGGUCAAACUAUAACCAAAGAUCACCCACAGCUGAAGACCUCGUCGACCACCUGUGGAGAUGCUGCUGUUCAGUUUCCUCUUACGUCCUUCCUGGAGAGUCACCUCCUCACAUGUGAAGUCUCACACAGAGACACAGUGGAGAGGUUCCCCUUCCAAGCUGCAGUGUCAACAGGAGCAACGACCACAACGGCGAGCACAAGCGCCACACCUGUGGAUGACUCAGGCCACUGGUGGCUGUAUGGCGUCGCAGCGGCUGCAGCUCUGACUCUCCUGGUCCUCGUGGUGGUCCUGGUGCGGUGGAGACGUCUGAAAGGGAGGCGAGCCCAGGUGCAGAAGAAGCUGACCUCCGACCUCUCGGCGAGUCCUGCAGACCCAGAGUCGGGUCACGACACGGAGAAUCCUGGAGAGGAACUUUGUUACAGCUCCGUCACCUACAACAAGAAGACCCACAGCAACAAGGUCAAAGGUCACGAGGAUGAUGAGGUGACCUACAGCACAGUCAAGAGUAAAGCCUCUCCGUCUGACAAGUGCGAUCUUUAUGCGAGCAUCAGCAAGAACUGAUGGGCCCUUGUGAGGUCACCAGCGGAGUCCCCACUCCAAGAAGACUCGGCUGAGCCACGAGACUCCUGCGCCACACGCACACCUCACCUUUCACUGGUGUAAAAUGACUCCCAAUAGUAUUAAAGUUCAGAGGCCUGUCGUCACGACUGGAGACACCGCCCACAGUCGCCACGAGGUGUCAGUGUAGUUCCAGACACGUGACUUCAAUCUUGGCAUUUUUGUAUUGACAUGAUAUAAAGUGGUAUUUGAAAUACGCGUUGUGGCGUGACUGUUGACAGGAAAGCGUGUUCUCCGUGUUCCUGGAGCGUCGUCACAAACAUGGCGUCCAUU
This is a messenger RNA of Synchiropus splendidus (mandarinfish), 1492 nucleotides long. RefSeq lists its product as uncharacterized. NCBI's taxonomy places the organism in Eukaryota, Metazoa, Chordata, Actinopteri, Syngnathiformes, Callionymidae. Gene Ontology annotation, biological process: T cell activation; positive regulation of ERK1 and ERK2 cascade; interleukin-15-mediated signaling pathway. The record is from RefSeq and is a predicted model, not a curated record. The transcript is spliced from 9 exons. Gene Ontology annotation, cellular component: membrane raft; external side of plasma membrane. Bases 143 to 1162 code for a protein of 339 amino acids. Gene Ontology annotation, molecular function: MHC class II protein binding; protein tyrosine kinase binding.